Messenger RNA from Polistes canadensis, 3892 nucleotides. It is a transcript of the gene sxc, whose product is annotated as UDP-N-acetylglucosamine--peptide N-acetylglucosaminyltransferase 110 kDa subunit. Gene Ontology annotation, molecular function: protein binding; protein N-acetylglucosaminyltransferase activity. The coding region runs from base 584 to 3814 and encodes 1076 amino acids. NCBI's taxonomy places the organism in Eukaryota, Metazoa, Arthropoda, Insecta, Hymenoptera, Vespidae. The transcript is spliced from 12 exons. Gene Ontology annotation, biological process: protein O-linked glycosylation. The record is from RefSeq and is a predicted model, not a curated record.
UCUGUAAUAUUGUGUUCUUUACUGCGCAAGUGAGAAAUCAGAUAAAUAGAACGCAUCGAACGUUAUUGUAACGCAUAAGAAGGAAUUAAACUCGGUUUAAAAACGGGAAGAAAAAUAUUUUAGGAGUAUAGGAGGGGUUGCGUGUUUUAGAGAGUGUGUGUUCGUUCGAAUUUUUUCGUAACUUUCGAACCAUAUUUCCCUCUUCCUCUUUCUCCCUCUCUCUUUUUCUCUGUCUUUCCUUUCCUCUCUUUCUCCCAUAUUCGUAGGCUCGAUCACGGAACCGAGAAUCCAUUGCUGCUGGUGAGAGACACGAGAUCCAUCAUGGCGGAUAGCUCGGAAAGCUCAUCAUACCAGGAUACACGUUAAUAAAAAUUCAUUUCAAUUGGUGUGAUAUAAUCGCGAUACUCCCUAACGAUUCUAAUUAAAUCUAUUAAUUUAACGGGACGUUAAGAACAAUUAUUCGAUUGGAUAUUAUCGCAAAAAAAAAUAUAUAUAUAUAUAUCAUUUAUAUUCCGAUCAAUAUAUAUCACGAUCGAGAUCGUCAUCUGUUUCUUUGCUCUCUACUUAUAAACCUCGCGUCUUCAUGCUGGCCAUCAUGCAAGCUCAGCAACAACCGCAGCAACAACAACAGCAGCAGCAACAGCAACAACCGCAGCAACAACAACAACAGCAACAGCAAACUCAUCAACAACAAAUGGCGGGUACCAGCGUUAUACUUAAAAUGAAUGAAAUACAACAACUCUCUACUGUGGGGUUAUUGGAGCUCGCACAUAGGGAGUAUCAAGCCGGUGAUUAUGAAAAUGCAGAAAGACAUUGCAUGCAACUCUGGCGACAAGAAACUAACAACACAGGAGUAUUGUUGCUGCUUUCUUCAAUCCACUUUCAGUGCAGACGAUUGGAAAAGUCUGCGCAUUAUAGUAGCUUGGCAAUUAAACAAAAUCCAUUGUUGGCAGAAGCUUAUAGCAAUUUAGGAAAUGUUUUCAAAGAACGUGGACAACUUCCAGAAGCCUUGGAAAAUUAUCGACAUGCGGUCAGACUUAAACCUGAUUUCAUCGAUGGAUAUAUCAACUUAGCAGCUGCUUUAGUUGCUGCAGGAGACAUGGAGCAAGCUGUACAAGCAUAUAUUACUGCUCUGCAAUACAACCCUGAUCUUUAUUGUGUGAGGAGUGAUCUCGGUAAUCUUUUGAAAGCAUUAGCAAGACUUGAUGAAGCCAAGGCAUGCUAUCUGAAGGCGAUCGAGACAAGACCAGAUUUUGCAGUCGCAUGGAGCAACCUCGGUUGCGUUUUCAAUGCACAAGGAGAAAUAUGGUUGGCCAUUCAUCAUUUUGAAAAGGCUGUUGCAUUGGAUCCUAACUUUUUGGAUGCUUACAUCAAUUUAGGAAAUGUACUCAAGGAGGCACGUAUAUUCGACAGAGCUGUCGCUGCCUAUUUACGUGCGUUGAAUCUCAGUCCGAAUAAUGCAGUCGUACAUGGAAACUUGGCCUGCGUUUAUUAUGAACAAGGUCUCAUUGAUCUUGCGAUUGACACUUAUCGCCGUGCUAUUGAGCUACAGCCAAACUUUCCAGAUGCCUAUUGCAAUUUGGCGAACGCUCUUAAGGAGAAGGGGCAAGUGGUCGAAGCAGAAGAAUGUUACAAUACCGCCCUCCGACUUUGCCCAACUCACGCCGAUUCUCUCAAUAAUUUGGCCAACAUAAAACGCGAGCAAGGAUACAUAGAAGAAGCAACACGACUUUAUUUGAAAGCUCUCGAAGUAUUUCCAGAGUUUGCAGCCGCGCAUAGCAACCUUGCAUCAGUUUUGCAGCAACAAGGAAAGUUAAAUGAAGCUUUAAUGCAUUACAAGGAAGCGAUACGCAUACAGCCAACAUUUGCAGAUGCUUAUUCGAAUAUGGGUAAUACCCUUAAAGAGAUGCAAGAUAUCCAAGGGGCUCUUCAAUGUUAUACAAGAGCCAUACAAAUCAAUCCUGCUUUUGCCGAUGCUCAUUCCAACUUGGCUUCUAUUCACAAGGAUUCCGGAAAUAUUCCUGAAGCCAUUCAGUCUUACAGGACUGCAUUGAAACUAAAACCAGAUUUUCCUGACGCUUAUUGUAACUUGGCUCAUUGUCUUCAAAUUGUAUGCGAUUGGACCGAUUACGAGGCUAGGAUGAAAAAACUAGUAUCUAUCGUUGCCGAACAACUUGACAAGAACAGGUUACCUAGCGUACAUCCUCAUCAUUCAAUGCUUUACCCAUUAUCUCAUGAUUUUCGAAAAGCUAUUGCUGCUAGGCAUGCUAAUCUCUGCAUUGAAAAGAUUCACGUUCUUCAUAAACAACCAUUUAAAUAUCCACGAGAAAUAUCAAGUGGUCGUUUAAAAAUUGGUUACGUCUCCUCCGAUUUUGGAAAUCAUCCGACGAGUCAUUUAAUGCAAUCAAUUCCUGGCCUCCACAAUCGUGAACUCGUUGAAGUUUUUUGUUAUGCUUUGAGUUCGGACGACGGUACAACUUUCCGUGCUAAAAUCGCCAGAGAAUCCGAACACUUUGUUGAUCUAUCUCAAACACCGUGCAAUGGAAAAGCAGCUGAUCGUAUAAAUGCCGAUGGUAUUCAUAUACUCGUUAACAUGAAUGGUUAUACGAAAGGUGCUAGAAAUGAGAUCUUUGCAUUAAGACCAGCACCAAUUCAAGUUAUGUGGCUUGGUUAUCCUGGUACUUCCGGUGCCAGUUUUAUGGAUUAUUUAAUCACUGAUGAAGUUACCUCUCCCCUCGAACUUGCUAGUCAAUACAGCGAAAAACUUGCUUACAUGCCACACACAUACUUCAUUGGAGAUCACAAACAAAUGUUCCCACAUCUUAAAGAACGUCUCAUAUUAACGGACAAAUUAAAUCCCAAAGGCAAAGUAGCCGAUAACGUUGCUGUUAUAAAUGCUACCGAUUUAUCACCGAUGAUAGAAAAUACAUUGAUAAAGGAAAUACGUGAGGUUGUAGUGCCAGAUUCGAAAAAUCAACCGGUCGAAAUUUCAUUGAAAGUUGCCGAAUUACCAACAACUACACCGAUUGAAACAAUGAUUGCUUCUGGUCAAUGCCAAAUGUCUGUCAAUGGUGUUGUAGUACAGAACGGUAUGGCUACGAAUCAAGUUAAUAAUAAAACUGCUACGGGAGAGGAAGUGCCUCAGAAUAUUGUUAUUACGACGAGACAACAAUACGGUUUACCCGAAGACGCUGUUGUUUAUUGUAAUUUUAAUCAAUUGUAUAAGAUCGAUCCUCUUACACUUCACAUGUGGGCACACAUCUUAAAGAACGUGCCAAAUUCAGUACUCUGGCUUUUAAGAUUCCCAGCUGUUGGCGAACCCAAUCUUCAAGCUACAGCACAACAACUAGGUCUUGCACCUGGUAGGAUACUAUUCAGUAAUGUUGCUGCUAAAGAGGAACACGUUAGACGUGGUCAAUUAGCCGACGUCUGCUUAGAUACACCAUUAUGCAAUGGACACACAACAAGCAUGGAUGUACUUUGGACUGGUACACCAGUUGUUACGUUACCCGGAGAAACUUUGGCAUCUCGUGUUGCUGCUAGCCAAUUGAACACACUUGGUUGUCCUGAAUUAGUUGCUAGGACGAGACAGGAAUAUCAAGAAAUUGCUAUACGAUUGGGAACCGAUCGAGAAUACUUGAAAGCAACACGUGCAAAAGUAUGGCAGGCACGUUCAGAAAGUCCUUUAUUCGAUUGUCGAGCAUAUGCCAAUGGUAUGGAAAUGUUAUAUUCACUAAUGUGGGAACGUUUUGCAAGAGGAGAGAAACCGGACCACGUGGCAGCCUCAUUGAAACAAUGCAAAAAUCAGAAGUGAUUGGUCGACUUGGAAUAUAUUAUUAUUAUUUUUACGUUUAUUAGAAAUCAUAUUACAAGAUUAUUAUAUUAUUGAGUU